GCGUCUCGGCGACAGAACGGAGAGAGAAAAAAGGACUUUCCUCCUUAUCUGCAGAGAUACAGCCGUGACAUGUUGGUCAUUUCCCUCUCGAAGCUCCUGCUGUCGUCCGUGGACCGAAAAAACGUCGUUUUCUUCUGCCGCUUGGAUGAAGUUGUGCGUGGAAACUGAUGAUAUUUGAAGCCGCGGGAGGAGGCGGAGGAGGAGGCGGAGGCGCGGGUUUGUCUUCUGGGCUUCGGGUUCAUGGAUGUCGGAUAGAAGCUUGUUUGAUUUGUUGGAAAACUGGAUUAAUACUUGCUGCUUCAACUUUAAUCCGAGAGUGAAAGAAACAAUCGAGUGUUUUCUUGCUGUGAUUUAGUCAGAAGAGAAAAUUAGGAGGAGAAAUUAUGGCGCUAAAAGCCAGAGUUCUGUAUGACUUCACCUCUGAGAACCCUGGAGAGAUCUCCAUUACAGAGAACGAGCUGGUGACCCUGUUCAGUGAGGAGGUGCUGGAUGGCUGGUUGGAGGGGGAGAACAGCCGGGGGGAGGCGGGUCUCUUCCCCGCCUCCUAUGUGGAGGUCAUCAGGGACCACAUCACCUCCACCACCACCACCAACAACAGCUUCUCUCCCAAGCCCAAAGCGCUGACCCCCCCUCACGCCACCUACAUGCCCUCAGAUCCCCCGAGAGGCCUCGGGGCCGGAGGUGGAGGAAGCUUCCACACCAGCCACGGCAGUGAAGAUGACUGGGAUGACGACUGGGAUGACAGCUCCACGGCAACAGAUGAGACUCACGGUUCCAGUAGUGGGACCCCGAUGCACCCGGUGACCACCUCCCUACCCGGGCGUCAUAGUGGCCAGCAGCAGCAGCAGCAGGCCAAGAGCUCACUCACGGUGGGGAGGAACCUGAACAGGUUCUCCACCUUCGUCAAGUCCGGAGGGGAGGCCUUCCUGCUGGGGGAGGCCUCGGCGUUCGUUAAGGAUGGGGAUAAGAUCUGUGUGGUGAUCGGGAAGCACGGGCCAGAGUGGCAGGAGGAUCCGUACCCGUUCACCUGCACCAUCGACGACCCCACAAAGCAGACCAAGUUCAAAGGAAUGAAGAGCUACAUGUCCUACGGCCUCAUGCCGACCCACACCAACGUACAAGUGAACCGCAGGUAUAAACACUUCGACUGGCUGUACGCUCGGCUCGUGGAGCGUUUCCCGGUCAUCUCGGUGCCUCACCUGCCAGAGAAACAGGCGACCGGACGCUUCGAAGAGGACUUCAUCUCCAAGAGGAGGAAAGGGCUGAUCUGGUGGAUGAACCACAUGACGAGUCACCCCGUGCUGGCACACUGUGAUGUUUUUCAGCAUUUCCUAACUUGCAGCGCGGAUGAGAAGGCCUGGAAAAAGGGCAAGAGGAAGGCAGAGCGGGAUGAGCUGGUUGGGGCCAAUUUCUUCCUCACCAUCAGUACGCCUGCUGUGCCUCUGGUCCUUCAGGACAUCGAGUGCAAGAUCGAAGCCUUUAAGACAUUCACCAAGAAGAUGGACGAAAACAUUGUAGUCGUGAACACCACCAUCAACGACUUUGCCCGAAAACAAAUGACGGGUUUCAAGAAGGAGUACCAGAAAGUCGGGCAGUCUUUCAAACUCCUCGGACAGGCGUUUGAGCUGGAUCAACAGGCCUACUCAGCGGGCCUAAACCGGGCCAUUGCAUACACCGGCGAGGCCUACGAGGCCAUUGGCGAGUACUUUGCAGAGCAGCCACGCCAGGAUCUGGAUCCCAUUUCUGAUCUGCUGGACCUCUAUAAAGGACAUUUGGCCAAUUUUCCUGACAUCAUCCAUGUGCAGAAAGGGGCGCUGACGAAGGUCAAAGACUGCCCAAAGAAAGAAGGCGAGCUGCGCGACCGCUGCAACAUCAUUUCAUGCGCCACAUUAGCGGAGAUCCAGCACUUCCACCGUACGCGGGUGCGAGACUUCCGCGCGCAGAUGCAGCACCACCUCCGCCAGCAGAUCAUCUUCUUCCAGAAAAUCACGGACAAGCUGCAGGAUGCGCUCCACCAAUAUGAUGAGGAGCAGUAGGAGGAGGAGAAGGAGGAGGCACUAGAUCGCAAAGCCAAUCAGGAAACCUAAAGAAGGAACCAAAUGGGGGAGUUGGACAAGUCCUACUUCCUGUAAAGACAGUGAGAGUGGAGAUGGUGCUUAUGGAUUUGUUGUCCUUUAACACUUGUGCCGUUGUGGAUCCUGGUCUCGGUGGGACUGGCACUUCAGACAGGACACUGGAUUGCAGGUUGACAACAUUUUGGAUUUGUACAGAAGCUGAUCCCAACAUUUGCCUCUCCAUUCCUACAUUCAGGAUCACCAACCCCCCACUUUGUGGAAACCUUCCAUCUCUUCUCCAAUGAAACACAUUUCGUUUAACACAAAUGUGGGAUUAAUCUCCUUAAAUAUUCCAAAUCUGAGCUAAAUUUGGGUGAUUUUUAACAAAAACAUUUUUAGUCAAGUCAGCUGUGGAUGCAGUGCACACACAGACACAGUGAGAGUGAAAAUUCUGUUACUCUCAGUCUCCCAGACAAUACAUAAUAAAAAGAAAAAACAGAACAGUCUUUUAUGUGCAAAGCUAUCACAACACUAAGAAUAUAAAAUGAAUAUAUAAAUACGGCAGACAGUAGACUGUGGUCAGUGAGGUACCUGAAUGUCUUGUGCAAAUUGAACAGUGAUUCAACAUUGAUGAACUUAUCCAAACUAAGUUAAAGUGCAUGGAGUGAAUAAGCAGUCCGUGGAGAUAUGCUCAGUGUGUGUGAGGUGGGUGUCAGCAGUAAGACGUCAGUGUAUGGGGGUGGGGUGUCAGGAUCCAGAGUUUGUGUGUGUGUGUGUGUGGGGGGGUGGCAGCAGGGGAUAUGAGCGCUCUGACCGCCCGGUGAGUGAAACUGUCAGUCAGUAGGCUGCUCCUGGUCUGGAGACUCCGCAGUCUCCUUCCUGAUGGUAGCAGGCUGGAGAGGCAGUUUAACGGGUGGCUGGGAUCUCCCGCGAUGCAGAUGGCCUUGUGGGUGAGGCGGAUGGUGGAUAUGUCUUGGAGGGGCAGGAGAGAGGUGCCUGUGAUCUUCUCAGCUGCUGUCACGUUGCGCUGAAGGCUCCUGCGGCAGGAUGCGGUGCAGGUGCCGUACUGCACCGUGAUGCAGCUUCAUAAGAUGCUCUCAGUUGCACUCCUGUAGAAGGUGCACACGGUGGGGGGUCAGGGCCCAAGCUCUUCUUAGUCUGCGGAGAACGUAGAGGCGUUGGUGAGCUUUCUUGGCCAGUGAUGUGGUGUUGGUGGUCCAGGAGAGAUCCUCUGUGAUGUGCACACAUGUGAACUUGGGUGCUGCUCACCCUCUCCACAGCAGCACCGUUGAUGGUCGGGCCGGGGGGGGGAGGGUAUUGGGUGUCUGCUCCCCUGAAGUCCACAACAAUAUUGUUUGUCAUCUCCACAGUGCUCACACCUCGUUCCUGUAGUUGAUCUCAUCGUUGUUGCUGACGAGACUCACCGCGGUUGUGUCGUCUGCGAACUUGACAAGGAGGUUGAUGUUGUGCAGUCUUGGCUCAGCAGUGUGAAGAGGAGGGGGCUUUUAGAGUUUGUGUUUACUUGAACAACGUUCACAGUAUUGUGUAGAUAAGGACAGAAGCAUUGUGGGUACAAUCUGCUUCUCAAUCAUGUUUCACUUCCAUCUGAUUUCUUAUAUUUCCUGAAGCUGAGAUUCUGCCGCUGUUUUUUUUUUUUUUUUUAAUGUACUUCCUGUUGGAGCUCGGAAUGAUUUAUUUUUAGGCAAACUAUUUCUUCUUUCCAGAAACGUCUCGUCAAUUCAUGUUUUUUUUGCUGAUUCUACACAAAUACAGUGACAUUCACAAAUAGAGUGAAUAAGUGACAGUGUGCGCCUCAGAACCUUUGUCCUGAGACCUAUGGGUCCUGGUUAGUACCCGGAGGCGAGACCUCUGAGGAAGACCAGGGACUACGCCAGGUCGGGUAUCCAGAGUAAAACCAGUGCAGAUCUUUACUGGAUCCGGUGUGGUGACCCCGAACAAAAUAAAGGACAAACAGAAACGUCACAAAUACAUGAGGUUAAAACAAAAAAUAAAGAUUGAGUCAGAUAGGUCAGAGGUCAAGCUCAGGACAACACAGAGGCCUUGGUUUGUUGUAGGACGAUCACAGCUUACCGACCUGUUAUACCCCCCCAAAAAUAACAAGAAUUUUUAUACCAGUAGAGCAAAAAAUAUGAUUGAAGAUUGUGCUGUGAGACAAACUGUUGUUUCAUAAAACAUACUUUGAUUUGGUUUAAAUAGUCUCAGUUUGCAAAAUGUUUGGAAGAGCUGGUUCCUAAAACCUUAAAAUUAUGAUAGUAAACAAAGAAAAAAAAGGCAUUUACAUAAAGUAAAUUCCUUCAGAACUCAUAAAUUGUGACGCUAAUAACUCUUGAAUGUAAUCAGCAGGGUUCCAAAGUAGAACCGUGUACAGAGUUUGCUGGGACUGAUUAAAGUGGCACCGUUUUCACUAACACUUUGAAAUGUGCAAAUAUUCAACGGAAUUGGUUAAAAGGUUCAAACUACUUGUUGAGAUUAAAUGCUACACUCCACCUUUGUGUGUUACAGCACAUGACAUCAAACUGGUGCAUAAAACAAGAACUUAAUACUAGUUUUGUUCAUUUUGUUCAUUUUUAUCCACAUUGGGUGAGAAACCCCGAUGUGUUAGUAUCCGUCCGUCUGGAGCUACAUCUCAGAGAUCGCACAGGUCACCUGGUAUGCAUAUAUUUGUUGUGAUGUUAGCAGCAAUAAAUAUAAUGUAUGAAUGAACCAAAUUGAUAGCAAAUGCAGGCCUGAUGACAAUUUUAUCAAAAUUUUAAUAGAUGGUAUUAUAAAAGUGAAACUUACAAAGAACAUCAUUAAACUCUUGGUGGCUUUCCAUCAUAUUUGUUUUGGUGUUUGCACCAAUCAAUUACUAUGAUAGCGGGCACGCUGCCAAUUUGUGGCCAUCAAUCCUUCAAACUUCACUUUUUACUGGCUCCUAAAGGUGGCAUGGAGAUAGUACCACGCGACAGCCCUUACUGUCACUAAAUUUGAUUGAGCUCAUCACCACUAGUUUCUCUGGGUUGAGUUUGUUCAGCAGGAUGUACAGAAGAGGGCGAUAAAAUCAUUUAUUAUAUGGCUGCAAUGCUAUGCGCGCUCUGAUUGGCUGAUUACCGGUCAGUUAUUUUCCCAUAUCGGACCGGUUACCAUGACAUUCGGUCCACAACGCGCAUUUUCGUUACAAACCAGGAAGCAAUAAACACGUCGGCCUGAUAUUUCCCCAUACAGACCGGGUAUGCAAGGUUAAUAAUCCUCUAAUCAUUCCCAUAUGAUUCCCUACAAGUCAGCACAGAGUAUAUGCAACUACUUUGCAGCUCUGCUAUAUGGAAAGACUGGGAAUUGGAUAAUCAAUUGACUAUUUGCUGCAAUUAAUGCUGACCUUUUUUUUUCUCAGUCUCAUUUCAAUUCUCAGAUUUAUGGUAAUGCAGUUUGAGGUUGAAAAGUGUUCAUCAGAAACUAAUUUACUGGGAUAAUCACAAUAAACACUUUUAAAUGAGUA
Molecule: messenger RNA, 5550 nt
Organism: Thalassophryne amazonica
Lineage: Eukaryota; Metazoa; Chordata; Actinopteri; Batrachoidiformes; Batrachoididae
Product: sorting nexin-18-like
Exons: 4
Coding region: 384-2036 (550 amino acids)
Biological process (GO): endocytosis; cleavage furrow formation; mitotic cell cycle
Cellular component (GO): cytoplasmic vesicle; plasma membrane
Molecular function (GO): protein binding; phosphatidylinositol binding
Source: RefSeq, a predicted model, not a curated record